Molecule: messenger RNA, 1109 nt
Organism: Anopheles coustani
Lineage: Eukaryota; Metazoa; Arthropoda; Insecta; Diptera; Culicidae
Product: LHFPL tetraspan subfamily member 2a protein
Exons: 2
Coding region: 134-814 (226 amino acids)
Cellular component (GO): membrane
Source: RefSeq, a predicted model, not a curated record
ACAAAAAAAAGAAACGAAAACACGAUCGAACUUGAAUCAUCUCAGUGAAGAAAACAUUUGUCGCCGGUGCUUGUGUAGCUUUAAGAUAAUACGCCGAUCAUUCCCGUUGUUCAUACGAUCGAACUACUUUAAAAUGUGCUGUGGCGGAUUACUGAUCACCGGCAGAAGUCUGCUUUGGUUUUUGGUCACCCUCGUUGCCUGCAUGACGCUGUUUGGGGCGAUCGUUUUACCAAAAUGGCUCAUCGGACCGGAAGAGAUACAGAUCCCCAGCCUGGAGGGCAACUAUACGAUCAUCCGGCAUCCGUCGGUAGGAAUUUACAACAGAUGCAAACGUAUGGGUCACUCGGAGUACAACUGUGGCAACUUUGACCUGUACGGCCUUGCCACGGACACGACCAUUUUUCCCUUUGCCUGGAAGAUCACGAUGUUCCUGAUGUGUCUGGGCAAUCUGUUGCUGGGUUGUACGCUGAUUUGUAUGCUGGUGACCUGCUGCCGAAUGCAUUCAAUCUGCGGCUUCAGCACGCACAAACUGCUGGGCAUUUUCCAGGGCAUCGCCGCGAUGAUGGAACUGUGUGGAUAUAUGGCCUAUCCGUUCGGCUGGGAAGAAGCGCGCGUGAAAAUUCUCUGCGGUCUCGAUUCCGAACCGUUCGCUCCGUCCGACUGUAAGCUCGGUAUUUCAAUCUACCUUGGCGCGAUCGGGACCGUGCUGGCUUUCAUUAGCGCCAUGCUGAGCGCCAAAGCCGAAUCGGCCUUUUUCAGUGCCAAGGCGCAGCGCUCCAUUGAGGAGGGUCAGGUGCUGGUUUGUGUGCCAUAAAGGUUCCCGUGGACGGAACAUUUUACGCUCGAAAUAUUUUACGAAUCUCAUCUAUUAAUAGCAGCUUCAGUUCUUCGACGGCAACUGUACUGUAGAAUGUAAGAAACACUUCCCUCCGAGUGCUUAAAGGAGCAGGAGGAUGAAGUACAAUAUAACAUAGCGAGUUCAAAACUUUUUGAGCAACUAUACAUUCAUUUCCUUGUAUAAGUUUAGAAGCCAUCCCUCCAGUGAAAAACGGCAUUUAAUAACAUUCUAUGUAUUCUAGCUCUCUAUAUAUUCAAAGUAUUUCGCAUAA